This is a messenger RNA of Amphiprion ocellaris (clown anemonefish), 5850 nucleotides long. RefSeq names its product protein mono-ADP-ribosyltransferase PARP14-like. Gene Ontology annotation, biological process: negative regulation of gene expression. NCBI's taxonomy places the organism in Eukaryota, Metazoa, Chordata, Actinopteri, Pomacentridae. The transcript is spliced from 17 exons. The annotation marks the transcript as partial. The record is from RefSeq and is a predicted model, not a curated record. Gene Ontology annotation, molecular function: NAD+ poly-ADP-ribosyltransferase activity; transcription corepressor activity. Gene Ontology annotation, cellular component: cytoplasm; nucleus.
ACCUUCUCCCCCCUGCUGGUCAGAUCCAGGACAUUUCUGUUCAAAGUAGAACUCAUAUUUCUAUGUUUCUGGUUCCUCCCAGACCUGCUGGAGAUGUUCUUUGAGAAGAACUUUGCUCUGCCGACCGACAUCCUGAUGAUUCCUGAAGAACGAGCUGCAGUCGUCUCCUUCAGCCGCCACAAAGCUGUUCAGAACAUCUGCAUGAAAGAAGACCUUGUGAUUUGUUCCAACUCCGUCAAGGUGUAUCCAUUCUACCCGUCGCUGGGAACCGCCUUGUACGGUGAAGACCGACCAGCCUGGAAGAUGCCCGACUCCUUCACCGAGAGCCUUCACCCCGUCGUCAGGAAGUUCUUCCUGAUGAAGAACCUGCUAAAAAGCAUCAACGAUCAGAUGCAUCCACAUUUCUGCAGCGUGGAUUUGGAUCAACCCGAAGUGAAGCUCAGCCCCCUGCCGGGCUUCCUGAGGCAGAACGGUCUGACCGCCCAACAGGUCGAUGGCUGGAAACGUAGCGCCCAGGACGCCUUCCGCCGCCUGAUGGCCCAGUACUCGGCCUUCGAGUGCCGGGCCAACGGGCCAGCCUGGAAGCUUGCAGAGAAAGACGUCCGUUCGGUUCUGAGGGACGACGGCGUCCCGGUGCUGGAUGCUUCCAGGGGGGUCCUGACCGUCGCUGGCCAAGCCGAUGAUAUGAAACGAAUCAGGCCUACUGUGGAGAACAUCGUUCUUAAAGCCAUGAGCGUCAUUGAACGGCAGACGGAUGGCGUCUCCGAGCUGAUGCUUCUGUCCCCAGCCAUGUUCUACAUCCUGAAGCAGGACGGGCUGCUGAGAGCCGCCCAGGACAUCUCCCCGGACAUGAACCUCUCCUACAAUGAAGCCACCCAGCAGCUCACCAUCACUGGACUCCCUGCUGAGGUUUUCAAGACCAAGGCCUGGAUCCUGGAGAGGAACAUGAACAUGUCCAAAAAACAGCUGAACAUCCCUCCUUGUCUUCUGUACUUCCUCAGGACAGCAGAUCCCACAGAUAUGUCCCAGGACCUGUUCACCUCCCAGGGCAUCAGCACCAUCUACAGCAUCGAGACCAAAGGGGUUUUCCUGCUGGGAAGUUCUGACAAAGUCCUCGCUGACGCAGAGACUAAGAUGAAGGAGGUUCUGGCGCUGCAGACUCUGGAUGUGGAGGACCAGGAGGUGAUGAAGCUUCCUGGGUGGAUGGACCUGAAGCAGCAGCUGCUGGACACCUACAACUCCACAAAGAAGAAAACUGUGGACAUUCAGACCAACUCAGACAAAGUAAUGGUGGCCGGCUUCAGGAGUCCCGUCAGAGAGGUGAGCAGCAGUCUGAAGGAGUUCAUCACAAACUUCUCACGAGUUAAAGAAACCGUUCGUGUUGAAUCCUGUGCUGUCGUUCAGUUCAUCGACAAGAAGAAAACACAGGAUUGGUCCAGUAUCUCCAAAGACAAUAAUGUAUCUGUUCAGUUUGAUCCGGAGAGGCCGAGAAUCGUCCUCACUGGGGCUCGUCUUCACAUCCAGAAAGCCAGAUCAUGCUUUCAGCAGCUGACUAGUGCUCUCUUCACUGACACCUUAACCGUGGACAAACCUGGAGCUAAGAAGUAUUUCCAGACUUCAGGAAGAAUGUUCCUGUCCAGCAUCAUGACAGAGUUCAACUGUGUGGUGGUGCUUUGCCCAGAGGUCCAGGACGAAGACGAGGAAGAAAACUAUGAAGGAGGAAGCAGCCUUUGUUACUGCAAAGUGAAGACCACCGGUGGAGUUCUGGUUUCUGUCAGCAGAGCAGACAUCUGUAGCUUCAACGCCGACGCUGUGGUCAACGCAGCCAACGAGGACUUGCAGCACAUUGGCGGUUUGGCUUUGGCUCUGCUGAAAGCUGCAGGACCAGAGCUGCAGAAAACCAGCAGCGACUACGUGUCUAAAAACGGACCUCUGCGUCCGGGUGACGCCAUGGUAACGGAUGCAUACAACCUGCCCUGUAAGUACGUCGUGCAUGCUGUCGGUCCGCGGUUCUCCGACUUCGACAAGAAGACUUCGGUGUCGCGCCUGAAGACCGCCGUCAAAGAAAGUCUGAGACAAGCGGAGACGGUGAGCUGCUCCUCCGUCGCCCUGCCGGCCAUCAGCUCGGGGGUGUUUGGAUUUCCUGUCCAGCUCUGUGCCGAGACCAUCGCCCAGGCGGUGCGGGAAUACUGCGACGGUCCACGAGGUCCGUGGUCGCUAACCGAGAUACACCUGGUGGACAACAACGACAGCACCGUCAGGGACAUGGCCGCAGCUGUCAACGCAGAGUUCAGCGACCUCCAACCGACCAUGACCAUCCCACCACCGGCCAGCAGAGGCACCGGGGCUUCUGGUGGUUCCCAGCAUGGUGGAGGCCGAGGUAGAGGAGGAAGAGGAAGAGGAGGAGGAGGAAGAGGAGGAGGAGGAAGAGGAGAUGGAUUUCAGGCUAACAGAGGAGGACUAGGUCGGCCUGGAGGGAGGGAACGGAGGACGGAGCAGAUCACCGCUGGGGGGCUGAAGAUGGUUCUCUGUCUGGGGAACAUCGAGGAAGAGAAGACUGACGUCGUCGUCAACACCAUCUCAGAGAACAUGAACCUCCACCAGGGUGCCGUUUCCAAGGCGAUCCUGGAGGCGGCCGGACAGCGGCUGCAGGUGGCGGUUCGCUCUGCGGUCGCCACGGCGACGCUGCGUUACGGUGACGUCAUCGUCACCGACGGCUUCGAGCUCUCGUGUCGGAAAGUGUUUCACGCCGUUUGUCCUCCCUGGGACGACGGAGACGGACGGCCCGGGGAGGAUCUGGUGUCCAUCAUCCGGUUCUGUCUGGAUGAGGCGGAGAAGCUCCAGUUUUCCUCGCUGUCCUUCCCGGCCAUCGGAACCGGAAACCUGAGCUUCCCCAGAGACCUGGUCUCCAGAGUCCUGAUGAGGGAGGUCCACCGGUUCAGUCGGACCAGAACCCCCCGACACCUGAGGGAGGUUCACCUGGUGGUCCACCCCACCGACAGCCAGACUGUGGAGUCUUUCAGCAGAGAGUUUAAAGCUCCAAACAAGGAAGUCACCGACGUCAACACGUCACUGAUUGGUCGACCAGUUGGCCAAUCACAGCCCUCAGCAGCCUCCUUCAGCCUGGUGUCGUCUCCGUCCCUCGGUGUGUAUCGGAUGCAGAUGGGUCAGGUGACCCUGGAGGUGUCGUCUGGUGACAUCACCAAGGAGGCCAGUGAUGUCAUCGUCAACUCCUCCAAUCAGGACUUCACCCUGAAGUCAGGAGUUUCCAAGGCGAUCUUAGAUGCUGCCGGAUCAGUCGUGGAGCUGGAAUGUUCUCAGAUCGUGAACUCUCCGGGUCUCCAGUCUCGUCCGAUGAUCCUGACGUCGGCCGGCCGGCUGCCCUGCCGGGGUAUCGUCCACAUCGUUGGCCAGAACGACCCGUUGAAGAUUAAAGACAUGGUCUGCUCGGUGCUGAAGACCUGCGAGCACAACAAAUUCAGCUCCGUCUGCUUCCCGGCACUCGGUACAGGUCAGGGCGGCGCCCCCCCGCCGGCGGUGGCCGACGCUAUGAUCGACGCCGUGGUGGAGUUUGUGAGGAAGAAGCAGCCGAAGUUCCUCCACAGUGUGAAGAUCCUGAUCUUCCAGACGGCCAUGAUUACUGAGUUCCACCGCAGCAUGAAGAGGAGGCAAGGCGAAGAGGUGGAGGAGAAGGGCGUCCUCGCCAAGAUCAAAGACAGUUUCACGUCUCUGUUCUCUGGAUUGAUGGACGACCAGCCCAGCACCGAGGACCUGGUCCUGGAGAGGGAAGAGUUCGAGCCCACAGUGUUCCAGCUGUGUGCCGACAACUACACGGAUGUGAGUCAGGCCAAGAAACGCAUCAGGGAGCUGAUUGUGGCCGAGCAGGCGGAGAGGAAAAUCACCGACCCGUUCAUCAGCCAGCUGUCUCCGGCCAACGUGGAGGAGCUGAAGGCCCUGCAGAAGCAGCUGACGGUCAGCAUCUGGCUGGACCAGGACCAGGAGCCCAGCAUCCACCUGGAGGGUCUGACCAGGGACGUGUACACCGCCGAGUCCACAAUCAGAGACCUCAUCCGGAGGGUGGAGAGGACGGAGAACCUGAAGAGCAAAGCCCUGCUGGUGAGCAAAGCCGUGGAGUGGAAGUUCCAGGACCAUCGGGGAGUCAUGGUGGCCUUCGACAUGCUCACCAACCUAAAGCUGGAGGAGGCUCUGGACGGGAAGCCGAGCGUGAAGGUCCAGAUCGGCAACCAGACGUUCACUGCUUACCCAGCGAGGAAACAAGCAACCGCUGGAAACCGGGUGGUGGAGCUCCAAAGGAGUGAGAUGAAAAAUGAAGCCGCUCUGCCGUCGCAUUGGGACGACAUGAAGGGCGACUUGAUGAAGCUGUUCGAUGUGAGUCCAGGAUCGAAGGAAUACAGCGACGUGGAGAAGGAGAUGAAGAAGACCGGCCUGGCUGCAAACAUCAUCAGCGUCCAGCGGGUCCAGAACACGACGCUGUUCCAGAGCUACCAGCUGAUGAAGAAACAGCUGGAGGUGAAGAACAAACACAAGAACAACGAGCGGCUGCUGUUCCACGGAACCGGAUCCAGCGCCAUCGACCUGAUCAACAAGCAGGGCUUCAACCGCAGCUACGCAGGAGCUCACGGUGUAAUGUACGGUAACGGCUCGUACUUCGCGGUGGAUCCUCGCUAUUCAGCUCAAGGCUACGCCCAACCUGAUGCCAACGGCCACAAGCGCAUGUACCAGGCCCGGGUUCUGGUCGGAGACUUCACCAAAGGCCACAGCGGCCUCAUCACUCCUCCGGCCAAAGGUUCUGGAAAUUCCUCCGACCUGUUUGAUAGCGUCGCCGACAACAAGACCAACCCAACCAUGUUCGUGAUCUUCAAUGACAUCCAGGCGUACCCAGAAUACCUCAUCACCUUCACCUGAAUCUGCUCUAUACUCCAUCACCUUCACCUGAAUCUGUUUUAGCUUAACGUCAGACUGCUCACUGCAUAUCUAAAAGUUCUGUUGGAAGUUCUGAAGUUUGUAUUCUUAUUAAACUGACACAGAGACAAGGUUAAUGUGGAGUAACAACACAAAAUAAAAGUCCAAAGCCUUUAUUUUAAAGAUUCACAAAAUAAGACCAUUUACCAGAAAUUGUAAAACGUUGCGACUGUUGGAUCGUACUUCUACCAAUCAUACUUCCUGUAUCAUCGGGAAAAACAACCAAAUCUGAGCCUGAAACCCAGGUUUUUAGUAAGAGUCACUUUAUUCUACCUGCCACGUUCAAAACCUCUCCAACCAAAAAUCAUUGGAGCUUCAGUAGAAAUCUCAGAGAGGUGAAAUGUCUUCCAGAAACUACCAGAGAAGUCCAUUUCCUUCAAGUGCUUGAAGAUGUUGCACCUCUUAGGAGACGUUUCCUCUUUUAGUCUUCAAGAACUUGAACACCUCAGAGUUGAAACGUCUUCCAGUAUCUACCAGAGAAGUCCAGUUGCUUUCUACUGAAGCUCCUAUGAUUACCAUGACCUAGAUGAUUGAGAAUCUACAGACAUCUUUCCAACCAAGAGGCCAGAUUGUCAUCUAUCAGCCACAAACCAUCACGUGAUAUUUUAGGAAAAUUAACCAAAUCCAAUCACCAAUAAUCACUUCAUUCUACUUAGUUUGCACUCAUGAGAUUCUGUAAUGAUGUAAACUUGAGGAAAGAUUUGGGCAAUUUUGGAUGUUUUAAAUCAUUUUGGACACAUUUGUUGAAAUAUUUACAAGUUUUAAGUUAUUUUUGUGAAAUUUUGUCAUUGUAGAUACAUUUUGGGUCAUUUAGGAUGAGUUUUUAAUUGUUCUGAUUGAAAAACAAUAAAUUUACACAUAUCUGAA